Penicillium egyptiacum is the source of this 1290-nucleotide messenger RNA. NCBI's taxonomy places the organism in Eukaryota, Fungi, Ascomycota, Eurotiomycetes, Eurotiales, Aspergillaceae. The record is from the annotation of a GenBank genome assembly.
AUGGCUUCUUGGCUCCAGAUCCCCAAGAACUCGCCAUUCUCGCUCGCUAACAUCCCGUUCGGCAUCAUCUCAACACAAUCCGCACCAAAGGCAGCUGCGAUUGCAAUCGGUGAUCAUGCAUUGAAUUUGAGCGCAUUCGCUUCAUCUGGAGGCUUCUCACAGCUACCAGCUAUCGAGCAACACCUGGCUGUUUUUAGCCAGCCGACACUGAAUGACUUCGCUGCACUUGGUCGCCCUGUGCACCGACAAGUGCGCGAGUAUCUACAAAACGUCUUCCGCGCCGACACAAAGUUCCCACAGGUCCUUAAGGACAAUUCCUCCCUCCAAAAGUCAGCCUUGCUGCCCUUGUCCCAGGUUACCAACCACGUUCCCAUGCAAAUUGGCGACUACACUGAUUUCUACGCUGGUCUGAACCACGCCUACAACAUUGGCGUCCUCUUCCGUGGCCCGGACAAUGCGCUCCAGCCUAACUAUAAGCACCUUCCCGUUGCCUACCACGGCCGUGCCUCUUCCGUCGUAGCUUCAGGCACACCCCUCCACCGUCCCCAGGGUCAGAUCCUAGCGAACCCCGCCGCGGACCCCAAGGUGCCUACUUUCUCUCCUUGCAAGAAGCUCGACAUCGAACUGGAGCUUGCUUGCUUCAUCAGCAAGCCCAAUGAUCUCGGCAAGCCUGUCCCAAUCGACAAGGCCGAGGACCACAUUUUCGGUCUGGUUCUCAUGAACGACUGGUCCGCCCGUGACAUUCAGGCCUGGGAAUACAUCCCUCUUGGCCCCUUCAAUGCGAAGAACUUCGGUACAACCAUUACCCCUUGGGUGGUUCUGAUUGAUGCGCUUGAGCCUUUCCGUGCUCCUGGCUUGGAGCCUGCGGACCGCGAGUCUCUACUACCCUACCUGCGCGAGAAGCGCGCCGAUAGUGCCUACGAGAUCCCCCUCGAUGUCGAGGUCACGAACCCCGGUGGUCAGCCCACUAUUAUCUCCAACAGCAACGCUCGCAACCUGCUCUACUCUUUCCCUCAGAUGGUGGCUCACCACACUAUCACGGGCUGCAACUUGCGCACCGGUGAUUUGCUGGGAUCGGGUACUAUCUCUGGUAAAGAGCCUAAGACUGAGGGUAGUUUCUUGGAACAGACCAACGGUAAGGUUCCUCUUAAACUGGCGGACGGCUCUGAGCGUAUGUUCCUUGAGGAUGGUGACACUGUUACUCUGCGCGGAAUGGCUGGCACAGAAGGCAACUAUGUCGGCUUCGGCGACUGUGUUGGCACUAUCCUUCCAGCCGUUCCGCUGCAGUAG